This is a messenger RNA of Panicum virgatum (switchgrass), 1567 nucleotides long. RefSeq lists its product as uncharacterized. The transcript is spliced from 12 exons. NCBI's taxonomy places the organism in Eukaryota, Viridiplantae, Streptophyta, Magnoliopsida, Poales, Poaceae. Bases 89 to 1567 code for a protein of 492 amino acids. The record is from RefSeq and is a predicted model, not a curated record.
UGUAGUGUCCUGUAUUUACUCUGUGUUAUUAGGCAGGCUUUUGGUAACUGUUGUUUUGUCCAUUUUUCAUAUCAAAUUCGCUUUGUUUAUGUUUGCUCUUUUUAUUUCUCUUCUGAUGGUUCGGAAGAGGUCCAAUGCUUGUAUCAAUAUCGAUAGUUCUCAAGAUUGUGAUUUCGUCGAGUCUGAAGAUAUCUUUGAUUCAGAAGAUGAAAACCAAAGUGAUGCUUCUCAUGGGAUUGAUCAUUCUUAUGAUGGUGAUCACGAAAGUCUUAAACGAGCUGCUUAUAAGGAAGUUCUUAAGGAUUUUGCAGAGAUCAAAAUUUUAAAAAGGAAGCUGGCAUUGUCUCUUAGUCGUGAGGAGACUAAUUCUAAUUCUGUCAAGCCCAGCAAAGAUGAUUUCACAAGAUUUUCUGUGUCUACUUUCUCAUCAGUUGUUGAGUCAUUAACCCCUGAGAAUAGGAAGGUUAUUGAAGACUUUGGUUUUGGCAGUCUACUUCAUUUUGAUUGGUGUUUUGUACCAAACAAAUUUGUGAAGUGGUUGGUUUUAGAUCUUAUGAAGCUUGUUGCUGAUUCUGUUGCCACUGAUGAUGAUAAUAAUGAUGAGUACAGUUCUCAAGAUGUUAAUGCUGCUUCCCAACAUCAGAACUGUCCUAAUGAUGUUACUGUUAAAGAUGUAGAUGUCUCUGAUCAUGUCCUCUGCUCCCAACACCAACCCUUCAAUGAAUAUGAUAACUCCUUUUCAGCUGCAAUUACUAAUGAUGGUCAGAUCAAAUCCUCUCCUUAUGUUUCCGGUGAUACUACUGUUCGUGAUUUGAAAAAACCAGCUACUUUACCCACUCCUAAUUUGUCUCAUGCAAAUAUCAACACUCAGAAAGCCAAUCUUGAUGUUCCAUCUGUUGUUGCAAGAGUCAUGGAGAAGUUGACUAGAAACAAUUCAUGCACUCCUCCAUCUGCCCAUAAAACUACCCCAAGAUUUGUCCCACCACCAUCUGGCUAUCCUCCUACCCAUCCUGUAUAUCAGUCUUUAAGCCAAAAACAUGAAUCCACACCUCCUCCUCAACCAAGACAGUCCCCUCAAAUGAAACCUCUUGUUGACUCAUCAAAUUUUGAUCGUUCUAAACAUUUGAAGCAGUCAGAUAAUUCUGAAGUCGAUGGUGAUUCUUCUAGUGAUGUUAUCAUGAUUGACAUUGAAAACAGAUAUGCUCCCGAUUCGAUUUCUCCUUCCCCAGUUCCUGGAAUGCGUAGAUUUUCAAUUCGUCAGAAAUUUCCUGGGAAAGAGAAUAUUUGUCCUGCUUCCUCCCAAAGACCCUGCCCAGAUGUCGAAAUCAUUGAUGAAAGAAGUUUAUCUGAUACUGUUAUUCGUAUGACUAGAAGAUCUGAUGAGAUAUAUAAUUCCAACCUUCUGAAAUCUGGAAACAAUGCAAAUACUCCUGCAGGCAGUGGUUCUUUAGCUGAUCAUUUGAAUCAUCAGCUUUCUAUGCCUUCCCAGCCUUACAGGAUUUCUGAUUCAACAACUGGUGGCAAAUUGCCUAUUCAUGGUCCAAGGAGGUUUGCCAAACCAGCUUGA